CGUUCACAUCCCAUAAAGCUCCAUUUAGCAGGCCUUCCCUUUCGUCAUUGCAUCGACUGUCUUGCACUCUCUCUCAAAAGCAACACACUCCCCGAGAAAAUAAAAAUCCCCCUCUGCCAUGGAAGCGGAGGGCCCUCACCGUUCCUUUUUGCCCUCAUGCGGCUCACUCGGGCGUGGACCAUCCAGUGGAAGCAAAAGCGGUAUGUACAGCAACAGUGACGCGAACAAUAGACAGCCAUAGACAUGCUGCACACAACAUACACACGGCAAGCAUGACAUGGUGAGAUCGUCGUUUCUUGUGUUCUCUCUCUGUGCGUGCGCUGACUGACAGGGAGAGAUGUGGCAGCGGCCAGAUGCCUCAAUUGCGGGGCCACAAGUGACGAGACGACCCCCACAAUAAAGGACGAUGUACCAAACACACGCGAGAAGGACGGCAGACCGAAGAGCGCCGCCACCAUGGCAUAGGUCAUCGACCCAACACACGGACGACACACUGCACAACACACACACACACACACACAUACUUGACACCGCACUCCGAUCACCAUGUGCGCCUGGUACUAUGACACAAUGUGCGUGUCUGCCCGCUGCAUACCGGCAUAGACGCCGACAGAAACCCACUGGAGGGCGAGAGACCGCGUUCUCGACAGGAGCAGCAGCAGUGCAAUCCCACAAUUCAACACGACGAGGCCGGUCUUCAGCCCCAUUCUCACUAAAAGCAACCCAAAAAGUGGAUUCAGAAAUGGGCCCGCGGGAAUGAUCAGCCCAGAGCUGGUCGACAGCCGUCGAUCAAGGUCUCCCAACUCCACAAGCCAGUCCUGCAGAGAGCCAGCAAGUCGAGCCACGAUGCACUUGCCUGGCAUGUGGGGCCUUCUGCCAAUUCUCACUUGAUAGGUCGACAGCCAGAAGACACAGGUGGUGAGGCCACAGGCGGGGAAGACGGCCAUGAACCAAAAGUGGUGACUCCCCAGCAGCUGCCUGUACGGUAUCUUCUUCUCCGCCUCGUCUCUCUCCUUCUUGCUCGCACCAAGAGCCUGACAGGGUCGGUCGGGCAUUACCACAGCGGCGUUGACGGCCAGGAGCGCCUCGACGCACAUCCAUACACGCAGCAGCAAAGAUGGCGGCACGCCAAGCGACCCACUGAUAAUGUUCAUCAUCACAAAGACCUGACGGCAAGGAAAGCAAAGAUACGUGCUAUCCAGUCCAUUCUCAUCCUCAAUCUCACCAGGGAGCCGAUUGCAAAAAGAGCCGAGAAGCUCGUGACCGCCAGCCGCCUCCAGAUAGGCGGCAGCACAUUGGACGAGUGCACCGACGACGUCUGAGCCAUUGUGCCGCUGAGAGAGAGAAGCGAAUAAGCCACACUGAACCAGUCGAUCGACAGCGGCCCAAAAGAAACAGGCGGCCAGGAGGACGACGAAGUGAUGUUCGACGAGAGCACCAACAGUGCCAAAGCCGACAUGCUGAGCGAGACGACGUUCGUCCACCGUGGCCCAGCCACGUCCAUCAAGGCUGCUCCCACAACAUAGCCAGCAGUAGAGAACCCAAAGGCAGUCGAGUAGAUGCUGACGAGCUUUGCUGACCGGGCCUCGCACAUCAGUCCAUCAGCAGGCGAGCACAGAUGUCGAAAGAGUCCCUCCCGCUCGAUGAUCAAUUUCAUCCCGCUCCAUCCGUGAAAUAUCCCCGAGCAGCAGAGGCUGUGAAGGCAGCAGCUGCCGUAGAUGUGCAGUCGCCUUGCCAGCGUCGUCGGUGGGGUCAUGCCGUCAGGGGGGCUCUGCUCACCGCCCUUGUCACCGCCCAUACGAGCCGAUGGCUGCUGAAACUGGAUUGCUGUUGGUAGGUAAACGGGGAUGGGCGUCAAUGUCAGUGGUUCCCUUCGUCGAUAACACACAAGGUCUGCGCACCUCUCUCCCUUUUUUCCCCUUUCCUCCCCCGUUCACCUGCGAGCUUGAAUCCCUGAGGCGAACUUUCCCUCCUGUGUGGUUAGUCCCAGCUUGUUUCUCUUCUCAGACGUCUGGGGGUGUAUCCAUGAAGCAUUG
Vitrella brassicaformis is the source of this 2036-nucleotide messenger RNA. The record is from the annotation of a GenBank genome assembly. Lineage: Eukaryota; Vitrellaceae.